This is a messenger RNA of Stylonychia lemnae, 1461 nucleotides long. The record is from the annotation of a GenBank genome assembly. NCBI's taxonomy places the organism in Eukaryota, Ciliophora, Spirotrichea, Sporadotrichida, Oxytrichidae.
AUGCCUGCAUUUGCUUAUCCUAUGAUGAAAUUCGAUGAUGACGAUAAGUAGAUGAGUUGGAAAACAUUAGUUAAUACAGUUGUUCAGAAGCCUCAUGAAAAAGUGAUACCAGUUUAGUAGAUGCUAAACCUUCUUAAGGAUUAAUACGAUGAAUAUUCAGAUGUAAUGAAAGCCUUUACAUUUGGUUGGAAACUUAACAGAUAGGGAAAAGGUAUGUCAACUAUAAAAGAUAAAAUAAAAAGGAUUGAGGAAGCAAGACUUUAAAAAUGGACAGUUAAGUGUUUACUGCAUCAUAAAUCAACUUCAAUUUGUGGUGAGAGAGAUAAGAAUUUCAUGAGAGUGAGGGAAAAUCUAUAUAGAUUACCCUAGAAGUUUGCCUUCUUUUUAAUUGAUGAUGAUAAUGAGGACAUCUGGCAAUGCUUAAAAAGAUAGGUUUCUCAUCCAAACUUCUUGCAUUACUUACCCAUGGAGGAAUAAAACAAGCGACUCAAAUUAGAAAGAUAGGAAAAGAGCAGAAAAGGAACUAAUGGUGAGGUUUUAAAAUUGAUUGAUGAGGAGGAAAAGUUAAGAGAAGAGAGCAAAUCUAUUGCAGAUAGCUUUGCCUUAGAUUAUUAAAUACCGGAGUAAAUAAAAGAGGCAGAAAAAAAAGCGUUAUAAGAGAUUAUGGAUUAGGAAUACGAGGCCAAAAUAAAAAGAGAUUUAGCUAUUAAGGAAAUGAAUAUGAAUAUAGCUAAUUACAAAUUUAAUAGGAGGAAAUUCGGGAGAGAUAAUUAAUCGAGAAAUUUAAUUAACUAAGAUAGUGAGGGCUAGAUUGAACUUAAUGAUAAAAUAAAUCAAUUCAAAGAUUCAAUAACCCAAUAGCAAAUGGAUGAAUUAAGGCAGAGGAAGUUUGUUUAAGAGUCCAUUAAAAAAUAAAAAGAUAAACUCUUUCAGCAAUAAUACCAACAGAAAAAUAAAAAUAACCCCCUUUUUAGAAAGAUCUAUAGAUACAGGGAUUGGAAAAAUAUAUAUCUAGAUAGAAGUAAUUUUAAUACCAUUGAUGGAUCGAGAAAUCCUUUGUAAAGUAUUGAGCGCUCUAACAUUUACUAGUAAAAUGCAGAGAAACCUUCGCUAUAAUCAUUUGCUUCCCCAGUUUCAGCCAGCUUAAAUUAGGAUUCAUUUUUAGAUCAGAUCAUGAAUAAAACAUCAUAACUUUCAAGCAAUCAAAGAUAUUAGCAAUCAUUCUAUUCAAAUAAAUCUUCCUAGAAAAAAUCAAGAUAGAGAGAUUCAAGUUCUCAAUUUAGUAGUCAGUAUCAGUAAAAAAAUGUCUACAAAAACAUUGAAAAUACUGAAUUCAGUUCUAGAAUAAAUUAUUCAUUUAAUCAAGGAUCUUUAGGAGUGAGUUUAAAUGCUUAACCUAAAAGUAAAAGAAUCAGUCGCAGAUAUACAUCAAUCAUAAAUUCUCUAUCAAGAUAUACUUGA